Molecule: messenger RNA, 2198 nt
Organism: Fusarium odoratissimum NRRL 54006
Lineage: Eukaryota; Fungi; Ascomycota; Sordariomycetes; Hypocreales; Nectriaceae
Exons: 3
Coding region: 100-2088 (662 amino acids)
Biological process (GO): positive regulation of transcription by RNA polymerase II
Cellular component (GO): nucleus
Molecular function (GO): DNA-binding transcription factor activity, RNA polymerase II-specific; zinc ion binding; transcription cis-regulatory region binding
Source: RefSeq, a predicted model, not a curated record
CUUACAUACUCUCAUGACGAUUCUUUCGUGAUAACCCGGCAGUCUCAUCGAUAUUGAUGAUUGGCAGCCAUUUCUAGUUAACUAUCUAGUAAGCUCAGAAUGCCUAGCUGGGCUCGAUCACGCAGUGGAUGCGCCGCAUGCAAGUCCCAACGGUUGAAGUGCGAUGAGAUUUGGCCGUCUUGCGGCAGAUGUACUCGCCUCGAUAUAAACUGUUCUGGGCCGAUUAUCCGUCUGAGAUGGUCACAAAAGCACCAAGCACGUCCCGAUAACGGACUCCAAAAGCGAACAACACAUACGAAGCAGAGUCUACAGCCAUCGACGACCAGGCACUCCAACAUUACAGGCCAGCCGGAAGCUGCUCUCCUGGAUUCAAACUUCUCUUCCGCAUUUGACCCUGCUGCCGUGGAUGGAAAUUGUGCCCUUUCUCCCAGCCACGGCGGUGAUGGCUGGAUCGACGAAGCGUUUGGAGACAUGAUGCCGGAACUCAUGUCGUUUGGUCUCAUACCCAAUGCUACUGCGACAUCAAUCCAGACUCCAGAACUGCUGCAAAUGGCAGAAGAAUUUGGCCCUACAAUUGAGACGGCGAAGUUGAGCCCAAAAGAGCCAAUACACCCAGAGAGGGAAAUUUCAGCAUCACCCAUAACAUCUUUACCGAUCGAUACAAACCGACCGCAAAGCGUCUCAUCUCAACCAGUGCAGGUCGCUGGGACGCCGCAGCCUUACACUUCGACAGUUGUCGACCGACCUCUCAACGAUUACAGUACCAUUCUCGUCGAGUACUACUUCAAAGACACAGCCGCUAUACUCGCCCUAUACGACAGCGAGAUGAACCCAUUUAGGUCAACCGUCUCUCGCGUAUGGACAUCCUCGGAGCUCAUAUACUGUACAUUGCAGAGCAUGGCUGCAUCGUUUCUCUCCAAUGUCUAUCCUCAGUUGCUACAUACCGGACUGUACUUUCGACAAAAAGCCAUCCGUCUUCUUAAUGACCUUGAUGACUCUGCAAUUCAUGAACAGGCGCUGAUUGCCUUAUUUAUGAUUGGUGGUACAGCUAGCUGGUUCGACGUCAACGACACUGGUUCUGAGUACUUUCCCCGUCUCAAGAAACAUGUACAGAGUCUGAAGACUUCCGGUCGCAUGGCGACGACAGGACAAAGCCAAGCCUUUUUCGAGAAUACUUUGGCUUGCUGGGAAAUGUUCCUGGCUUUUGUGGUCGAUGGGGAUGAGAAUGAAGUUUUCGACUCGCCGCAUUUACCACUGUUACCAGCAGAUCCAGAACCAGAACCUAGAUCAAUAUUCCCCGUGGUCCAAAUACCACAUCCUGUAACUGGAGUCGCGCACGAGAUCCAUACUACUCUCGCAAGGGUCGGCCGUUUGGUCAGAAGAAAUCGUCGUCGUGCCAUGUCCAAACAAUUCCUCACACGGGAAAGUAUUCUGGAGGCACAUCGCGAGGUCGAUGAAGCAGCUGAAUUAGAAAUAUUUCUCACCAACCUGCAGGUUCCGUUAGAGUCCGCAAUAGUGCAAACGGGCGACUCACAAACACCGACCUGGCAUCUCACAGCCCUCGCAGAAGUAUAUCGAUUUGUUGGCCUUAUUCAGCUGUAUCACGUCUUUCCCGACACUCUUGUAUCAAGGAUGAGCCUUCAGAACUCACAUGCUGGUGGAGAUGUUGCUCAAGUAUCUGCCCACGAAGCGGAGGAGAGGUUAAGACAGUUCACGCUCAAGGCCGUCGAAAUCCUCCGCUCCAUACCUGCUGAAUCUGGGACCAAAGACUUCCAUCCAUUCUUGAUCGUCGCAGUCUGCAGUGGACUAACAAUUCCAAUAGUCGAAGUGUCGGCUUCUCCACAGGCCAUGGCGGGCUUGGGGAACUCGUUGGCUCUAGUUGCGGCUGAUGUUCAUCGGGCGCGGGGAUUUCUGAGAGGUCGACUACAGCUGCUUUUGCAUUCUCUACCAAAGAACCCAAUUCAGCGGUGUAUAGACAUAGUUGAGGCUACUUGGGCGGAGACAGACAAUCGUCAUGAGAGUUCAGGACGACCUGCGUACUGGAUGGAUGUGAUGAUGCAGAAUAACUGGGAGACUUUUAUGGCAUGAUGACUGGCGUUAGAUCCAAUACCAAAGAUGAGCAGUCACUAUCAGCAAUUGUUUCGCACGGGAGACGCGAAAUGCCUCAAUUGACAAAUGCCUCGACCGCUUAAUCUAAC